GCCCCUCCUCCCUCAGACCCAGGAGUCCAGGCCCCCAGCCCCUCCUCCCUCAGACCCAGGGGCUCCGGAGCCCCAGCCUCCAUUUCCCUCAGACUCAGGAGUCUGGACGCAAAGCCGCACUGCCCCAGGAGGGUUGAGCCUCCUCCUCACUGUGCUGCUAGGCAUCGUAGUCCCAACCCAGCCCCCCAGUCGGCCUCCUCUCCCACUCUUGGGGGACCAAACCAGAAGCUUGAGGACCUCCAGUUGGACCCCUUUCCCCAGUUGUGGGUGUUGAAACUGAGGCCUAGGUAGGAGAGGGGCCUCCGUGCCCAUGAGUCACCCUCUCCACGCCAGGCAGCUCCCCACUCCGAGGCCUUCGGAUCCCUGAGGCCUGGUACUGCCAAGCUGCUCAGGUUACACACGCCCCCUGGUGAGGCCUGGGGUGCCUCGGGACCAGGGGACUCUCGAGCAGGUGCUCUGGCCUGGGGCCCGACCUCCAUUUUCUUGUUGCCCUGCUAGGUCCCCUGGUUGCUGGGGGGGCCUCCCUAACAAUGGGGCUCAGUGAGGCCUUCUGAGCCUCAGGCCCAUUGGCCCCUGGUUGCUAGGGGGAAGACCCCGUGGCAACCAGGUCUUAGGAGCCUUUGGGCCACCUGGCGCUGCCUCGUAGGCAUCAAGUUACUAAACAGGGAUUCCCUGACAAGGUCUCUGGGAUCCCCACCUCUCAGGGUCCCCCGGUUGGUAUGAAGGAGAUGUCAUAGUCCCCUGCCAGCUUUCCUCCCAGGUUGCUAAGGUGGCUCUCUUAAUGCCCAGACCCCCACCUCCACCCCAGGCCCCUUCCACCUGGUUGCUAAGGAAGCAACUCCCUAGCACCCAGGCCAGUGUGACCCCUUCUUCCUUCUUCCCCAUUGCUAACGGGGCUCCCUAGCAACAGAACUUAGAAUCCUGGGGGCUGGGGGGCGGGCGGGGCCAAGCCGGUUGCUGGGGUGAUGGCCUUCAAGGUCUCUCCCCACAGAGGCCCUGAGGGUCUGGGGAGGCAACAUGGUGGGCUCUGGGAUCCCAGCUUUGAGCCUCUUCCUGCUGAUGCAGGGCUCAGUAGAUGGAAAUGGAAUCCAGGGAUUUUUCUAUCCAUGGAGCUGUGAGGGAGACGUGUGGGACCGGGAGAGCUGUGGGGGUCAGGCGGCCAUCGAGAAUCCCAAUCUCUGUCUGCGUCUGCGAUGCUGCUACCGCGACGGGGUCUGCUACCACCAGCGGCCAGAUGAAACUAUGCGGAGGAGACACAUGUGGGCGCUGGGCUGGACGUGCGGAGGCCUCCUCUUCCUGAUCUGCAGCAUCUGCUUGUUCUGGUGGGCCAGGCGCCGGGAUAUGCUGCACCUUCCAGGGUUCUUGCAGGGCAAAUGCAAACUGUCGAGGACUGUCUCCCUGUUAUCCAAGGACCGGGGGACUCUGAGCGAGAAAAAGACGGCGUCCAUUGGCAGCAUGCAGCCCUCCCUGCCGACGGAGGGGGGCUUGGAAGCCUCGGGGGCCACCGAAGGGGAAGGGACGGAAGGGGGCGAAGAAACAGAAGGGGCGGAUGAGGAAGAUUAGGGGUGCCCCCGGGGGGACCCCUCAAUACAGAUAUAGCAUAUAGAUGUGUGAUUUCUUUUCUGAGGGCCAUGGGAACAAGGUGGGUAUGAGGACCCCGGGCAGGGAGUAUGUGUGUGAGUGUGGGUGUGUGUGUUUGGGGAGGGAGCCCGGGCUGAGUCGGGGGAGCUGGGCUGUGAUCAUGGAGGGUGUGAGCUGAGGGGGUGCCUAGAAUGAGAGGAGUCUAGGGUAAGCUUCGAGGAUCUGAGCUGAGGAGUCCUGGGCUGAGCGCGGGUCUUGGCCUGUGACCAUGGUGAGUGUGGACUGAGGCAGGUAGGGGUGAAUAGGGGGUGGCCUGGGCUAAGGGGUCUGAGAGGGCAGCCGGGCUAGGGGUACCUAACUAGGCUGAGGGGGGACAUGCCACAGCCACGGGAAUGUGCCCCUCAGCUCCUCUUCUGCAGAAGCACCCGUGGCUCACAGCCUCUGCUGCCUGCCCUUGGGAUCCCAGCCCCCUCUGCCAGCGUUUGCCGCACUUCCCACCAAUGUCUGAGCGGGGCUGGGGUCCUUGCGGGAUGUGGGCCUCCCCCAGCGGAUGACUUUAGCUCAGACUCCCCAGCGGCUGGGCAGAAAUUUUCUUGGAAGUGUGUUACAGUUCAAGACGUGUCCUGCACAACCCUCCUUCCUCCCCUCUCUCCUUUCUCAGGUGUCAGACCCAUACCACCAUACCCUCCAUAAGAUCUCUCCCAAUAAAUAUCUUGCAAGUCUAAUUUGUCCCUACGCCUGCUUCUUGGAGGGCCUCAAACCAACAGAGGAACCUGGGCCAAGGGAGGUCUGGACUGAGGGGGUGGGUCUGGGCUCCAGAUCCUUGACCCCACCUCCCGUCCCCCUCUGUGAGGGGCCAACAUAAAGCUGG
Molecule: messenger RNA, 2452 nt
Organism: Equus quagga
Lineage: Eukaryota; Metazoa; Chordata; Mammalia; Perissodactyla; Equidae
Gene: TMEM190
Product: transmembrane protein 190
Exons: 5
Coding region: 1018-1563 (181 amino acids)
Biological process (GO): hematopoietic progenitor cell differentiation
Cellular component (GO): inner acrosomal membrane
Source: RefSeq, a predicted model, not a curated record